This is a messenger RNA of Cyprinus carpio (common carp), 4082 nucleotides long. Its product is annotated as solute carrier family 12 member 2. Lineage: Eukaryota; Metazoa; Chordata; Actinopteri; Cypriniformes; Cyprinidae. Gene Ontology annotation, cellular component: membrane. Gene Ontology annotation, molecular function: sodium:potassium:chloride symporter activity; ammonium channel activity. The record is from RefSeq and is a predicted model, not a curated record. Gene Ontology annotation, biological process: chloride transmembrane transport; chloride ion homeostasis; potassium ion import across plasma membrane.
GAUGCCGCCCAGCAUCACCGCUGCUGCAGUGCCUAUAAAGCGGCGAGACGCGAAGCUGCGGCAAGGUCGCGCAGCAUCACGGCGAACGCUAGGUUCACGGAGAUCGUUAGCGUGCUUUGGAGCGCGUCGGAUAUUUCCUCACACGCGUUCAGCUGAGUGGAGUUGUUGGCUGGACGCACGCUCUGCGGGACGCGCGGUGCGUUGUUUUAGUCUUCCUGCAGCAUCAGUGUCACCUCUACCGGCUCCGCUGCACUUUACCGGACAAUAUCGGCUCUGAGGAGGCUUUUCUGUCAUGUCGGCGUCACCUCCGCCCGCCGCCGCCGCGAGCGACCAUCUCUCCGCGCCCGAGCCUGACGCGCUCAAGCUCUCCGGUCCCACGCCGAGCCAGAGCCGCUUCCAGGUGGACCUGGUGUCGGAGUGCGGCGCGGAAACGGCGCUGGCCUCGGAAUCCUCCCCACCCGAAUACUCCGCCGAGCCGCUCCGGGAUGCCGCGUCCGGCGGCGAGGAAGCCAAGGGCCGGUUUCGCGUCGUGAACUUCGCGGCCUCGAGUCCGGACGCGGCGCCGGCGGACAGCGCGCAGAACGGGGACACGGUGAUGAGCGAUGGCAGCCUGCACUCGUCCACCGGCGGCCAGCAGCACCAUCACUACGACACCCACACCAACACCUACUACCUCCGCACCUUCGGACACAACACCAUCGACGCCGUGCCCAACAUCGACUUCUACCGGCAGACCGCCGCGCCGCUGGGCGAGAAGCUGAUCAGACCCACCCUCUCCGAGCUGCACGACGAGCUGGACAAGGAGCCGUUCGAGGAUGGCUUCGCUAACGGCGAGGAGCUGACUCCUGCAGAGGAGGCCGCGGCUAAAGAAGCCUCCGAGUCUAAAGGAGUGGUGAAGUUCGGCUGGAUCAAAGGAGUGCUGGUGCGCUGCAUGUUAAACAUAUGGGGCGUGAUGCUCUUCAUUCGAAUGACAUGGAUCGUGGGCCAGGCUGGAAUUGCGUAUUCCUGCAUCAUUGUUAUCAUGGCCACUGUUGUGACUACCAUCACGGGCUGCUCGACCUCUGCGAUCGCCACCAAUGGCUUUGUACGAGGAGGUGGGGCGUAUUACUUAAUAUCUCGAAGUUUGGGCCCAGAGUUCGGCGGCUCCAUUGGUCUGAUUUUUGCCUUUGCCAAUGCUGUGGCCGUGGCCAUGUAUGUCGUGGGCUUUGCAGAAACUGUAGUUGAGCUGCUCAUUAAUUUCGAUGCACUCAUGCUCGAUCAGAUUAAUGACGUCAGGAUCAUUGGAACCAUUACGGUCAUCCUGCUGCUUGGCAUCUCAGUCGCUGGAAUGGAGUGGGAGGCCAAGGCUCAAAUAUUCCUCCUUGUUAUUUUGGUCACUGCUAUCUUUAACUAUUUCAUUGGGACCUUCAUUCCUGUCGAGUCCAAGAGAAAAUUUGGCUUCUUCAGCUAUGAUGCCAGCAUCUUGGCAGAUAACUUCGGCCCAGACUUUCGAGGGCAGACAUUUUUCUCUGUCUUUUCCAUCUUCUUCCCGGCGCCCACAGGCAUUUUGGCGGGAGCCAACAUCUCCGGAGAUCUAGCAGUGAGAUCCUCAAAAUGGGCCAUCCCAAAAGGAACGCUGUUGGCUAUCCUCAUAACGGGCCUCGUGUACAUGGGUGUGGCCAUUUCUGCAGGUGCUUGCAUCGUGCGGGAUGCUACAGGAAUGGAGAGUAACGUAACUCUCAGUGGCUUAAACUGCACUGACGCGGCCUGCAAGUUCGGUUAUGACUUCACUUCCUGCAGACCUGUUGGAGGAGGAAAGUCUGCCUGCAAGUUCGGCCUUCACAAUGAUUUCCAGGUCAUGAGCGUGGUGUCCGGCUUCGGGCCCCUCAUCACGGCCGGCAUCUUCUCAGCGACCCUCUCCUCUGCCCUGGCCUCUCUCGUCAGCGCCCCCAAGGUCUUCCAGGCCUUAUGCAAAGACAAUAUCUACCCUGGAAUUGCAGUUUUCGGGAAGGGCUACGGCAAGAACAACGAGCCCCUGCGAGGAUAUUUGCUCACCUUUGGCAUUGCCUUGGCCUUCAUUGUCAUUGCGGAGUUGAACGUCAUCGCCCCGAUCAUUUCCAAUUUCUUCCUGGCAUCUUACGCUCUCAUCAACUUCUCUGUGUUUCACGCAUCGCUGGCCAAUUCCCCCGGAUGGAGGCCGAGCUUCAAGUACUACAACAUGUGGGUGUCUCUGGCCGGGGCCAUCCUGUGUUGUGUGGUCAUGUUCAUCAUCAACUGGUGGGCGGCCCUCCUGACCAACGUCAUCGUUUUGUCCCUCUACAUUUACGUCAGCUACAAGAAACCAGAUGUGAACUGGGGCUCGUCCACUCAAGCGCUGACGUAUCAUCAGGCCCUGACACAAAGCCUACAGCUGUGCGGAGUAGCUGACCACAUCAAAACCUACAGGCCACAGUGUCUGGUGAUGACCGGAGCUCCAAACUCACGCCCAGCUCUUCUUCAUCUGGUGCACGCCUUCACCAAGAACGUGGGUCUGAUGCUGUGCGGCCACGUGCGCGUCAGUUCCCGGCGGCCCAACUUCAAAGAGCUGAACAGCGAUAUGCUGCGCUACCAAAGGUGGCUCCUCAACAACAGCUCCAAGGCGUUUUACACUCCUGUGGUGGCUGAAGACCUUCGCCAAGGAACCCAGUACCUGCUGCAGGCUGCUGGUCUGGGCAGACUGAGGCCCAACACGCUGGUGCUCGGCUUCAAGAACGACUGGCGCAUCGGAGAUAUAAAGGAAGUUGAGACCUACAUAAACCUGAUGCAUGACGCAUUUGAUUUUCAGUACGGUGUGGUCAUUCUCAGACUGCGAGAGGGACUCGAUAUCUCUCACAUUCAAGGCCAAGAUGAUUCUUCAGCGAUGAAGGAUGUGGUGGUUUCAGUGGACAUGAGUAAAGACUCUGAUGGGGACUCGUCCAGACCCUCCUCCAAGGCCACCAGUGUCCAGAACAGCCCGGCCGUCCAGAAAGAUGAGGAUGAGGAUGGCAAAGCCUACACUCGGCCGCUGUUGAAGAAAGAGAAGAGGAGCCCGACGGUUCCCCUGAAUGUGGCCGAUCAGCGGCUGCUGGACGCCAGUCAGCAGUUCCAGCAGAAGCAGGGGAAGGGCACCAUCGACGUCUGGUGGCUCUUUGAUGACGGAGGUCUGACUCUACUGAUCCCCUACCUGAUCGCCAACAAGAAGAAAUGGAAGGACUGUAAGAUCCGCGUCUUCAUCGGGGGCAAGAUCAACCGAAUCGACCAUGACCGCAGAGCCAUGGCCACACUGCUCAGCAAGUUCAGGAUCGAUUUCUCUGACAUCACGGUCCUGGGCGACAUCAACACAAAGCCCAAGUCAGAGGGUUUGACAGAGUUUGCUCAGAUGAUCGAGCAAUAUAAGCUGAGAGAAGAUGACAUGGAGCAGGAAGCUGCGGAGAAGCUGAAGAGCGAAGAGCCCUGGAGAAUCACAGACAACGAGCUGGAGCUCUACAAAGCCAAGAGUAACCGUCAGAUCCGACUGAACGAGCUCUUGAAGGAGCACUCGAGCACAGCCAACCUCAUCGUCAUGAGCAUGCCGCUGGCCAGGAAAGGAGCCGUCUCCAGCGCUCUUUACAUGGCCUGGCUGGACACACUAUCCAAAGACCUGCCGCCCAUCCUCUUAGUGCGCGGGAACCAUCAGAGCGUCCUCACCUUCUACUCGUAGAGCGCUCUCAGACGAGCACAGCACCUCAGACUGAUGAUGAUGAUGAUGAUGAUAGACGUUUCUCGACAGAGCUGAAACAAACGGACUCCUUCCAGGCCGCAGAGCUCAACAGGAAAGAUCAUCGUUUGGUGGUUUAUUGUCCUCAGCUCACAGGUUUCCGAGCACACCUUGUUACACUGAUUGUUGUUAUCAUUACUAUGACUGUCACAACUUUUUAAGUUGUGGAUUUUUUUCCCUCUUUUUUUUAUUUGCUCUUGAUGAAGCAAUAAUCACCUCAUUUCUUAUUUUCUCACUUUGAAGAAAAACACGAUUCUUUGCCACACUUUUUAUAGCCUUGUGGACGUGCCUUCCUGUGCAAUCAGAUUCAAUUCUUACACUUCUCCCU